AUGCUUGACCACGUCCAAUCGACAUCUCCCUUUUUUAUGGAAACAUUCGGUGGCGGCUACCAAGUACCAAGUAUGCCGUCUCCUUCGUGCCUCAAUACAUUGUUCGCCGGAAAGCGACUCUGCAGGUUCGUGAUGCUUGUCGGCCCUGCAGAAAUGUGGCACCCAACGAUUAUUUUGAGGGUGUGCUCCAAAUCCUCUCAACCUGGUCACCCGAAUGCUGGAUGUACUGCAUUCUAUAUCUACCUAUCACCAUUUGCUUCUCUCUCCGAAAUUAGCUAUUUUUUCAACGUGACCUCGUUCUUGACUUUCAUGGAGGGUUUUGCUGUCGCCUCAAGCGCCGCUGGACUUGUGAGUCUCGGUUUGACGAUGUGUCAGGAACUCUUGAAGUUCUAUGCAUCGUGGAAAGGAGCGGAAGACGAUGUAAAAAGAAUGUAUAGUUCUGUUGAAAUGUUGACCAAGAAUUUCAUAUGUCUUAGGAGUUCGAUUCAGCAAACUCGGUUCAGCCGGGAUGUCGUGGCAAGGGUGGAGGAGAGCAUUGCGAUGUGUGAGAGUGGUGUCGUGGCUUUGAAAAAGAAGCUUUCAAAGAUCAACGGUGUCUUGCUUGCCAACCGUGGAUGGAGUCAUAAGUUGAGGAGCCAAUUUCAGCGAGCGCUGUAUCCUUUCAAAGAGAGUACUAUCGUCAAGCUGAAAGAGAUCUGCAGCGACCUGCAAGGCAAUUUGACCCUCGCUCUGGAGACGCUACAGAUUGACGCAACCUCCGUAUCAUUGCAGACCUUGGGUGUACUUCAGAACGAUGUCUUUGAAAUGUCCCUAGAUAUCAAAAGCUUCGACAGCCAGCUCGCAAAGGCUUCAGCCUGGGUUGGCGAGCUACAUGUGUUUCAAAAAGGCAAGAUACAUCUUUAG
Molecule: messenger RNA, 903 nt
Organism: Letharia columbiana
Lineage: Eukaryota; Fungi; Ascomycota; Lecanoromycetes; Lecanorales; Parmeliaceae
Exons: 2
Coding region: 1-903 (300 amino acids)
Source: RefSeq, a predicted model, not a curated record